Messenger RNA from Desarmillaria tabescens, 1686 nucleotides. Its product is annotated as Endonuclease/exonuclease/phosphatase. Gene Ontology annotation, biological process: nuclear-transcribed mRNA poly(A) tail shortening. The transcript has 4 exons. Lineage: Eukaryota; Fungi; Basidiomycota; Agaricomycetes; Agaricales; Physalacriaceae. Gene Ontology annotation, cellular component: cytoplasm; nucleus; CCR4-NOT complex. Bases 1 to 1686 code for a protein of 561 amino acids. The record is from RefSeq and is a predicted model, not a curated record. Gene Ontology annotation, molecular function: poly(A)-specific ribonuclease activity; protein binding.
AUGUACUACGCUCAGCACUCUCCUGGGAUGGGCUCGCCAGCCGGUCAGCUCAUCACACAGCACUGGCAGCAGCAGCUCUUUAAAUGCGAAACAGUUCGGUCGUCACGCUCACCCCAUUUCCGGGCAAGGGCAAAUGCUCUUGCGUCACGGACCGUAGCAAAGUCUGCCAUUCCAAUCACAAAUCCAAACAAGCCGGAGGAGCCUGUUGACGACGAAAACCAUCCGUCGUCGACCGUCGCACCCAUAGCGGAGGCACCGAGACCGACAGCGGUCGCUCCACCGCAAAACAACUGGGGUUCGCUGGACAUGGGUGGUGUCGGUCUCAAGAACUUGCCUCCGUCAUCAGGCUUGUUUUCAUUCACAUUCCUACUUAAUCUCUACCUAAACCACAACGCCCUUGAGGUGAUACCACCACAAAUAUCUGCCCUACGGCACCUCGAAUUGCUCGACAUUUCAGGGAACAACCUCCAACAUCUACCGCCAGAGCUCGGUAUGCUCACCCAGCUCAAGGAACUCUAUUUCUUCGACAACCAGGUUACCACUAUCCCCCAUGAGCUAGGCACGCUCCACCAACUACAGACCCUCGGCAUCGAAGGCAACCCGAUGGAACCGUCACUAAAGGCCAUGGUUCAAAAAGAUGGCACCCCAGGCACUCAUUUCCUAUCUGCGCGACUCAUGCCCCGUCUUUCCCGCCUCCUCCGGAACGGCAGUGGAAGCACCUUGAUCCCUCGUCAGGCGGCCGGUGCUAGCGGUGAGACGUUCAGCGUCCUCUGCUACAAUAUUUUGUGCGAAAAGUAUGCUACGGAACGUCUGUAUGGUUACACACCAAAAGAGAUCAUCCUCUCAGAGGUCGUCUCCCACUCGGCCGACUUCCUAUGUCUCCAGGAGGUGGACAUCGCGCAGUACGAAGAUUACUUUGUCAAGAACCUACAGACGCGGGAUUACGAGGGUGUAUUCUGGCCCAAAUCUCCGGAUCGACGGAUGGUGGAUGGAUGCGCAACGUUCUAUAACGCCGCACGCUUCAAGCUCGUAGAGAAAGUUCUCAUCGAAUUCAGCGCCGUUGCGAUGCAGAGACAAGACUUCAAGAAGACGGAUGAUAUGUUCAACCGGGUCUUGGGCAAGGACCACAUCGCUGUGGUGUGUCUCCUGGAGGAUAAGCAGACAGGGACACGGUAUGUGAUUGCAAACGCACACAUACAUUGGGAUCCAGCGUACCGGGAUGUCAAGCUCGUGCAGGUAGCCCUAUUGGUGGAAGAGAUCGAGAAGGUGGCGUCGGCCUUCGCUCGGUACCCCCCACCAGCAGGAAUGGCAACAAAGUAUACCGAUGGGAGCAAGAUACCGGUUAUUAUCUGCGGUGAUUUCAAUUCGGUGCCGGAGAGCGGUGUUUACGAGUUCCUGCAAAACGGCGUGUUGAGUGCAGACCACCAGGACUUCAUGAAGCAUGUCUAUGGACGGUACACGGAGGAAGGGCUGAGACACCGAUUAGGACUGAAGAGCGCAUACAGCACAGGGCAGGGUGAAGAGAUUCUACCGAUGACGAACUACACGCCCAGCUUUAGGGGGGUCAUCGAUUAUGUGUGGUACUCGACGGCAACACUGGCGGUGAAUGCGGUGCUGGGUGAGGUGGACAGGGAGUAUUUAGACAAGGUGGUAGGAUUUCCAAAUGCGCACUUCCCAUCAGAGUAA